This is a messenger RNA of Xenia sp. Carnegie-2017, 6448 nucleotides long. RefSeq names its product voltage-dependent T-type calcium channel subunit alpha-1G-like. Gene Ontology annotation, molecular function: voltage-gated sodium channel activity; low voltage-gated calcium channel activity. Lineage: Eukaryota; Metazoa; Cnidaria; Anthozoa; Malacalcyonacea; Xeniidae. Gene Ontology annotation, cellular component: voltage-gated sodium channel complex; neuron projection; plasma membrane. The transcript has 21 exons. The record is from RefSeq and is a predicted model, not a curated record. Gene Ontology annotation, biological process: calcium ion import; neuronal action potential; sodium ion transmembrane transport. The coding region runs from base 204 to 4730 and encodes 1508 amino acids.
UGCCAGAAAAUAACGGCUUAUCUAAAUGCAAUCCUCAUAACUUUAAUCCGUACAAGGUCAACAAUAAAGUGUGUAACCAAAGUUUCCUUACGACCGAGAACACGUCAUCAUCACAUUGCGUGGACUGGUACCAAUAUUAUACGUUGUGUCGGCAAAGUGGAGAAAAUCUCUACUGGGGUUCAGUAUCUUUUGAUAACAUUGGUAUGGCAACAGUUGUAAUAUUUCAAAUCAUCACACUCGCUGGAUGGUCGGACAUUAUGUAUAAAAUACAAGAUGUACAUUCCUUUUGGAAUUGGAUUUAUUUCGUCUUUCUUGUUGUUCUUGGUUCUUACUUCAUGACAAAUCUCUUUUUUGUUGUGAUAACGUCACAAUUCCAACAAACAAAACAACGCGAGAAGGAGCUAAUGAAAAAAUCGCGCCUGCGAUCUCGGGCCAGCGUCAGCACGGUAUCCUCAAGUUUGACGCAGCAAGGAUGUUAUACACAGUUGUUGCAAUAUCUUGAGCAUCUUUGCCGUCGUUUUAAAAAGUACAUUUGUUCCAAGAUCAAAAUGGACAAGGAGUCUAAACGUCGACGUGUUCCAUCUUCUAUGCAACUAAAGAACCGUAUGGAUAAUGUAGAAUCUAUCCAUCAUCAUCACCACCAUUACCACUAUUGUCACCAUUAUGUACAUCAUCAUCCAUGUCAAUGUGAAAAUGAGAUCACAUAUUCCCCUCCGACUUCAAACGCACCUGCCAUAUCAACAGAACAAUCCAGUCAUCCUUACAUCCAGUCGGUUGAUCAUACAUUACGAAUGUCAUGCGAUACAUCCGAUUUAAAAAUUGAUCCAUAUAUUCAAGUUACUGCUCAAGCGACAACGGCGCUCUACCAGGAUACUGGAGACAACUCAUCAGGAAAAAUGGUUUCCACAGCAACAGCAAAUAUAAAUAUUGAUGGUGACGAAUCUUCAGAAAACGUCAUUACGUACAGUAAAACCGCUGCCCCAGUUAAUGCAAUUGCAACAAAGGCAACUGAAAAGACUUUGGAGGUGGCGUGCUCUUGUGCAGCAAGGCAUUCCGAGGACGAAAAUGUUAACGUGAUUAAGAAUGCUUGUAAUGAUUAUAUAUAUUCUUUCGACGAUGACGAUGUGGAUAGCCCAAAUACGAAGAAAAAAUGUUUGGUCAAAAUACGUUAUAAUCUCAAAGCAUUUGUUGAAAGUCGACAUUUUAUGAGGCUCAUCAUGGUGUCCAUAUUUCUGAACACGAUAAGUAUGGCCAUAGAGCAUCAUGGGCAGCCGAAGAAAAUGACGAACAUUUUGGAAACUGUCAACGUCGUAUUUACCUCAAUUUUUGCGAUAGAAAUGCUGAUAAAAAUUGCUGCAUUUGGACCUUACGGUUAUAUUAAAGAUGCAUAUAAUCUGUUUGAUGGUGUGAUUGUCAUUGUAAGUUUUAUGGAUAUUUUAGCUGACAGCGAUACGAGUGGUUUGUCUGUUAUGAGAUCAUUUCGAGUAUUGAGAAUAUUCAAACUUGUUCGUUUCAUGCCAGAGUUGCAACGUCAGUUGGCGGUUAUGGUACGAACUUUAGAUAACGUCAUGUCUUUUCUGGCGUUGCUUGCUUUGUUCGUAUUUACAUCGAGUAUUUUUGGGAUGCAUCUUUUCGGAGGGAAAUUCCAGUUUGCAAACGAAGAUGGUCAGCUGGUCACAUCGCGGGCUAAUUUUGACACUUUAUUUUGGGCGCUUGUUACAGUGUUUCAGAUUCUGACUGAAGCUGACUGGAAUGUCGUUCUUUUUGACGGAAUUCGUUCUCUCUCAUCAUGGUCUUCUCUUUAUUUUAUAUUUAUUAUGGUCAUUGGAGAUUUUAUUUUAUUUAAUCUCCUCGUCUCUAUCAUUGUGGAAGGUUUUAUUGACCACGCUGCUGCUGAAAAAGAAGAACUUUUGUUAAAAAACAAAAAUUUCCAAGCAGAACCGUCUUCACCGUCCGCAAAAUUAGGUCAUAAUCCAUGCAUGUCAGAAAAAGAACCAUAUUUCUCUUGCCCAGACCUCCACACAAUGUACCCCAAAUAUCUCCAACGUUCCCAGCAGCUCAUCAGAUGCACCUCAGCUCCCUGCCAGUCUUGGAGCAAUUAUAAACGGGAGAACACCACUUCUUCACAAUUUCAUGUUUUAUCUUUGGACGAAUUUAAAACAGAAAAAGAUGGAAAGAAAGAUGACAAAGUACAAUGUCAAUCUUUACAAGAAGAAAAUACGUCUCUGGUUUUUCAAAUUGUCGAGCAAGUUGAAAAUGAAAACGAAACCGUUGACAAUCAUGCCACGUCAUGUUUAAAGCGUCGUCAAGAAUGGUCACUUUUUAUCUUUUCACCAGAAAAUAAACUUCGUCGACUUGUCGUCAAAAUUCAUCAGCAUCCAUGGUUUGAUCGAGUGGUAUUGCUGUUUAUCUUGAUAAAUUGUAUUGUUAUGGUAAUGGAAGAACCUGGAUUGGACAAGAACAGUGAGAUGGGUCAGUUUAUUCAAAUAAUGCAGUACAUUUUCACAACAGUAUUUACGAUUGAGAUGUCUAUCAAGGUGAUAUCUAUGGGUCUUAUCAUUGGUCCUGAUACAUACCUAAAAUCUGGUUGGAACAUCGUGGAUGGAAUCCUUGUACUUAUUUCACUGGUUGAUCUUAUCGUUUCCUUGACAACAGAGGGCAGUGGUGGAAUCUUGGGAAUUCUAAGAGUAUUUCGAGCGUUUCGUACUUUAAGACCUCUGCGAGUUAUAAAUCGCGCUCCUGAGUUAAAAUUGGUUGUUGAAACAUUGAUCAGUUCACUAAAGCCGAUCGGGAAUUUUUCUCUUAUAGCUGCUACGUUUUUUGUUAUAUUUGGUAUCUUGGGUGUACAGUUGUUUAAAGGCAAAUUCUAUUCCUGCAACGAUGCUAAAUCAUCAUUAAAAAUAAAUAACAAAGAUCAAUGUAUUUCAAACGAUGGCAACUGGAUGAACAACGUGUACAAUUUUGACAACUUGGCUAGCGCUUUAUUAACACUUUUUGUGUUUUCAACAUGUGAUGGCUGGACGGCCAUAUUGUACUCAGGCAUUGAUGCAGUUGAUGUUGACAAACAGCCAAAACGUGAUUACGCCAAGUGGAAUAUUUUGUAUUUUAUUGCAUUUCUUCUGAUUGCUGGUUUCAUUGUAAUGAACAUGUUGGUUGGUAUUGUGAUCGAAAACUUUCACAAAUGUUGCGAUGAACAGAAGUUGAAGGAACAAAAUUCAUCCGCUAUAGAGACUGUAAAUACACGAUUAAGACCACCAAGAAAUUCAAUUUCAGAAAUCGCUGAUCCUAGCAUUCCUGAAUGGCGUCAGAAACUGUUUCUAUUUGUUACUCAUGCGUAUUUUGAUCUAGCCAUUGCAAUUGUUAUUGGUAUCAAUGUUGUUUGUAUGGCCAUGGAGCAUUAUAACCAACCCAAAAUGUUGACGUUGUGUUUACAAUACGCAAACUAUAUAUUCACUUUCUUGUUCGUGUUGGAAGCAGUUCUUAAAUUAAUCGCUUUUGGAAUAAGAAAUUAUUUUAAAGACAGAUGGAAUUGUUUGGAUAUGUUCAUUGUAAUCUUGUCAAUUGGUGGGAUUAUAUUAGAUGAGUUAGCAACAUCAGAUCUACCGAUCAAUCCAACUAUCAUACGUGUUAUAAGAGUUCUGAGAAUAACUAGAGUGUUGAAGCUUUUGAAAACAGCAGAAGGAAUCCGUUCUUUGUUGGAUACCAUUGGUAAAGCAUUACCACAGGUCAUCAACUUAGGAAUUCUUUUUCUCCUUCUUUUUUUCAUUUUUGGAGCUUUAGGAAUGGAGUUGUUUGGCCAUAUAUCUUGUGACAAAAUAGAAUGUAAUGGUUUGGACAGACAUGCUCAUUUUCGAAAUUUUGGCUACUCCCUUUUAACCUUGUUUCGUGUGUCUACAGGAGAUAACUGGAAUGGGAUAUUAAAGGACACAAUGAAUUCAAAAAUAUGCAAGUCCGGUGAAACAGAGAGAUGUGUUAUUAUCAAUAAUAUUGCUCCUAUCUUUUUCUCUUCAUUUGUUCUUAUAACACAAUUUGUCCUCCUCAAUGUUGUCGUCGCCGUCUUAAUGAAACAUUUGGAGGAAUCGAAAUUGGAAGAAACAAAAUCCGUAAAAAAUGAAACCUUAGCAGUAUCGACAAUAUUUCACGAAAAGCAUGAAACAGAAGGUAUCCAGACUUUUUCUAAACAAUCGCAGACUUCAUUACGAUCGCGAAGAAGUGAGAACGGCAUUUUGAAAAAGAAACGAGGGCAAUGCGAUCCUUAUGGUCAGAGGAGAUCCAUGAGCAUGGGAGAAUUAGAGAACAACAAUGGACGGAAUUAUAUGAAAACACAAUAUUGUUUUAAGGAAAUGGAUCUCUUGAGCACAAGAAAUUUGGGACAGAGAAAAGUAUCUUCGGAGAACGAAUUUUCUGAUGAAGAAAUACAUGAUUUCGCAACAUCAAACGACAAGAAAGGCACCACUAUUAAAAUCAAAGCAAUUCACGAUAACGACUCUUGCCAAUCAACUGUGAAUGCCUUUGUAGUUCAUAAAAAAGACACUAGAGACUUAGAUAAAAAUUCCCUAUCUGACAAGAAUUAUACUAAUAAAGGGAUAUAUUCCCGACCACAUCUCGAAUUCAACAAUCCACACAAUCAGGUUUUGAAAUAUCCUUCUUUACAUUGUGAAGAUUUAACUCCUGUUCAGGAAAUUUCUAGCACUCUUGUGAGCCCUUCGCAAACAUCUAUUGCCAACUAAAGAUCGAAUGCAGAUCACUCUGAAUUGUUUUUAAAGUGUUCAAAUAAAGAAAAUGAAGAUAGUUAUGAUGUGUCAAAAGAGGAACAAAUAACUGACAAUGAAAAUCGUUCUAGUGAAGCGAGCAAAAAACAAAUAUUUUUUACCGAAGAACAACUCAAUGUUCUACAGAACUGUGAAAUAAAAUAAAUUCUACGAAAUCCAGAAAACGAAGAGCUGACUGAUACUCACAAAAUGAACGAUUUUCUAACAGAAGAGGUUAGGAGUGAAAAUGACAACGUAGUUGAUGCAUUAAGUAUUUAUAAUAAAUCGCUUAAGAAGGAUGUGAGAAAUUGCAAAAAUGAGAAGACUGGGACUCACCAGACACAGGAGACAUGUCAUGCUGAGAAAACUGGACUCACCAGACACAGGAGACACGUCAAGCUGAAAAGACUGGGACUCACCUAACACAGGAGACAUGUCAAGCUGAAAAAACUGGGACUCACCAGACACAGGAGACACGUCAAGCUGAGAAGACUGGGACUCACCAGACACAGGAGACACGUCAAGCUGAAAAGACUGGGACUCACCAAACACAGGAGACACGUCGAACAAAAAAUCUCCACAAACAUAACGAUGAAAACGUAAAUAAUCAGAACGUCGAGACAAAUUAUAAUGCAGCAAAAAGUGAUGGGGAAACUAAACCAACAAUGGAUGACGUCUCAUAUGAACUUUGCGGUACAUUAGAGGAUUGUGCAAGUACCUUGAGGGAUGAAAAUGUCAGAAAAUCAAACAAAGUUACCGAGUUGAACAAUUUGGAAGGUGAUGAAACGACGAAUGUUUGUAAAAAGAACGAAAUAACUGAUAAAGCAAACAAAGCACAAAUAUCAGACUUAUCAAACGAGUAUUCAGACCUUUCAGCAAAGGAUUUUUAUAACGUUCGGGCAUCUCUAGGGAAUAUAAGGGGUGCUGAAUCCGAAGAAUUUUUGAACGUUAAGAGAUCAUUAGGGAUCUUGCGGGGUAAUAAGGAUAAACGAAGUUCAUUAGGAGGUAGCUGUGGGAAUAUUUCAAACACGCUACCUUUAACUGAAACUGGAAAACGUGCAGUAAGAUUGGAUCCUUUACCUUCAAGAAAAUGAGAAAUUUACUUACACACCAGCAAUGCACGAUGGGAAACACUUGGUUUGCACGUGAUAAAAUACUUAAUUUGAAAACACCGAAUGAAUUAUAAUAUUAAAGUUUUUACUAAGACGUUGAUAAUAAGAUAUAUGUAAUUCGUUAGUUUUACAUUUCUGUCGUUUGAUACAUAACACACACUCCCCCGCAACCAACAAUGAAUUUGUGCGAGUUUUGAAAAUGGGGAAGAUUUAAUUUGCUAUGGUGAAUUUUCUCUGUUCAUCUUUUUGUAAUUAAAAUCUCAGUAGUUUAUCUCCUGUAAUAGAGUCUGAAAAGACAGAGGCUCACCAUGACUGAUUACAGAAAACAAGGUCAAUGUUUGAAAGAACUUAACAAAGCUCUAAUCUUUGUCAAAAAAUACUCAAGAUCAAUGUUUGAAAAACAUUGAUCUUAGGUUUAAUAUUAGUUAUGUAUGUGUUAGGCUUACUUGGCUUACUGUCAGGCUUGUCAGCUCAGUUUCAACACGCGUGUCGAGUGACACGCGUGUGUUUUUACACGAUAAUUGAAAUUUGCGCGGGCGGGUUUGAAAAUAGCAUAUUUACAAUUAAACUUUUGGCAAAAUUUUA